Camellia sinensis is the source of this 1503-nucleotide messenger RNA. RefSeq lists its product as uncharacterized. The record is from RefSeq and is a predicted model, not a curated record. NCBI's taxonomy places the organism in Eukaryota, Viridiplantae, Streptophyta, Magnoliopsida, Ericales, Theaceae.
ACAUGUAUAAAUCUUGAGUGAAUGGUCCAUAACAAGAUAGAACAUUUUAACCUUCUUCAACACUUCACAAACACACACUUUCCCGACAAUGAAUCCUCCAAAUGUCCAGUACAUCUCAGAGUGCUUCAUUAAACCCAAGUCUUCACCAGAAGAAGAAGAGUCAAAGCAGCCAAUCUACUUGACUCCAUGGGACCUAACCAUGCUCUCAACCCAUUACAUCCAGAAGGGUCUUCUCUUUGUCAAGCCCUCUUCAAUGAAUGAUCAAGAAAACACAGUCCAACCUCUCUUGGAGAGGCUCAAGGAGUCUCUCUCUCUCACUCUUGAUCAUUUCUACCCUCUUGCCGGUAGGCUGGCAACGUCCAAACAAGAAAUCCCACCACAUUACACCAUCUACAUCGACACCGACAACAGUCCCGGCGCCAAAUUCAUCCACGCCACAGUGAAUUUGACCGUCUCUGACAUUCUUUCGCCAGUGGAUGUACCACUUGUUGUGCAAUCCUUCUUUGACCAUGACAGGGCCAUCAACCACGACGGGCAUACCCUGUCGUUGCUAUCAAUUCAGGUGACAGAGUUGGUUGAUGGCAUCUUCAUAGGAUGUUCCAUUAACCACGUGGUGGUUGAUGGAACAUCCUGUUGGCAUAUCUUCAAUACUUGGUCGGACAUUUUCAUGAGAAACAAUUCUUCCAUUUCUCGACCACCAGUUCUCAACAGGUACGGCCCUGUUCUGAACCUUCCUUUCACCCACCACGAUCAAUUCAUCAGCAGGUAUGAAGCGCCGCCAUUAAGAGAGAGAUUUUUUCACUUAUCCUCGGAAUCCAUAGCCAAACUAAAAGCUAAAGCCAAUGGGGAGUGUCAAACCAAUAGGAUAUCCUCCUUGCAAUCCGUGAGCGCGCUCAUCUGGAGGUGCAUCACAAGGACGCGCCACCUACCUUACGAUCAAGAAGCCAGCUGCAGAAUGUUAAUCAACAACCGAACACGAAUUGAACCGCCGUUGCCCGAGGGGUAUUUUGGGAAUUCUGCUCAAACAGUGAGAGGCAUUGCUAAAGCUGGCGAGCUGCUAGAGCAGGGGCUCGGGUGGGCAGCGUGGCGGUUGAGGGAAGCAGUGGCAAACCACAACGACAAGGCGGUGAGGGAGUGGGUGGACGAGUGGAUGAAGACUCCACUUAUAAUACGGAGGGGUGAAUUCCUCGACCCUUGCGGCAUCUUGGUGGGGAGCUUGCCGAGGUUUAAAUUGUUUGAGAACGAAUUUGGAAUGGGGAGAGCGGUGGCGAUUCGAAGUGGAUAUGCGAAUAAAUUUGACGGGAAAGUGACAGUGUACCCAGGAUACGAAGGCAGAGGAAGUAUGGAUUUGGAGGUGUGCCUUUUGCCAGAGUCGAUGAGGAACCUUGAAUCCGAUGGAGAGCUCAUGGAUGCUGUUUGUAUAUGAGUAUCUGAUCAAAUGCUGCACUGAGAUAUGCAAACUUAGUUGUAUAUAUUUCAUAUUAUGAAACUAACGUUUCAUUC